This is a messenger RNA of Brienomyrus brachyistius, 4016 nucleotides long. It is a transcript of the gene gnb1l, whose product is annotated as guanine nucleotide binding protein (G protein), beta polypeptide 1-like. The record is from RefSeq and is a predicted model, not a curated record. Bases 220 to 1194 code for a protein of 324 amino acids. Lineage: Eukaryota; Metazoa; Chordata; Actinopteri; Osteoglossiformes; Mormyridae. The transcript is spliced from 7 exons. Gene Ontology annotation, molecular function: protein binding.
CCGGUGUAUGCGAGUCCUGUGCACUUCUGCGGUGUUUAAAGUGCGGCGCUGCGCUUCAUCGGCGGACCCGUGGCUAUCAGUAAAAAAUUCCCGGUUCGGUGUAUCGUUGUAUAUAGAUUCAUGUGAUUCUGCUUCCGCUGAGAGACCGGUCCGGGGGGAGGAAUUAAAGCGAAACCGCAGGGGUUUUUGAGGCACCAGUGCUGUUGUGUCCUCCCAGUGAUGACCAGCCCUCCUCCAGAUCCACAGUUUGUCCUGCGGGGGUCAGGGGCCACCGUCAACACUCUGCACUUCAGUUGCGGCGCUUCUGACUCCCCUCUGCUCUUCUCUGGUUCGGGCAAGGGCACCAUUCACCAGUGGAACCUGACAACCCGGCGACCCGAGAGAACUCUAGAUGGUCACUCCGGGGCGUCGGUCAUCUGGCUCAAGACUUUGGGGUCUAGAGAGACCCUCAUAAGCCAGGCCCGCGACUCGCGCGUGUGUACCUGGGACUUGGCGGAGGGCCGCGGCACCGUGACAGACUCCAUCCACACCGGGAGCGUGGGCUUCUGCCAGUGCUCCCUGCUGGAGACGGGACUCCGCAGCCGGCUGCUAGCACAUCCUGUGGAGACCAUGGAAGAGGUGAAGGUCAUCGACUUCCCGAGUGGGACGACGGUUUGCUCCCUGAAGCCGGAUGCCAAGCUGGGGAUGGUGAUGUGUACCAAGCUGUGGCAGCCUGACAGUGGUCGCGGCCCGCUCCUCCUAGCGGGAUACGAGGCUGGCACCCUGGCCCUGUGGGAUGUCUCCCAGAGGCAACCCCUCAGCACCCUGGUCGCCCACUCAGAGCCCCUCCUCUGCCUCGACUUCGACCCGGAGCGACUCAGGGGCGUCUCGGGGUCUGCGGAGAGAGCCGUCUGCUCCUGGACGCUUGACGGACAGCAGAACCUCCAGAUGUCUGUCUCCGUGGAGCUGGUCAACCCAGGCAUCUCCCAGCUGAGCCUACGGGCUGAUCGCAAGCUGUUGGCGUCUGCCGGCUGGGACCACCGCGUCCGCCUUUUUGGAUGGAAGAAGUUGAAGCCUCUAGCAGUGCUCCAGUACCACGCAGACUCGGUGCACUCUGUUGCUUUCUCCGACCAUGCGGACCCAAGUCUGAGGCUCAUGGCGGCUGGAUCCAAGGACCAGAGGAUCAGCAUUUGGUCUGUGUACAACGCAAGAUGAGGAGAGUCAUCAAGAGGUCUUGUGGACCUGGAGCCUGUGUCCCUCUUCAUGACCACACUGCCUUCUCUGCAGCCUAAAGCACGAGACACCUGCCUGUGCUGGUAGUAAAAAAUCCAUCUUCAGUCACCUGACACCCUCAGGGUUAAUAAUGAACUCGGUACGGCUUUUUGCCUCAAAGUAUACAUUUUUUGUGUUUUGUCCCUUUUCUCGCUAAACCCUGUGCCGCAGGUGGACGGUGAGGUUUAACACUCCGUGUCCUCGUCUAGUAUUGUGUUGGGCUCCUCCCUUCAAACCUGUGGGUCGAUGAGGUCGCUCCGGAUCGCGCCGGGCCAAGAUGGAACACGUCGGAGCCCGAGGUCUUUCCGCAAAUCAAACGUGCAGCGCAGGUGUCCGUUAGGUUUCAGGCGCCACUCGCAGUUCAUCAUGUUAGAUACAGCGCUGGAAGAAUUUCGCCUUUAAAAUUGUCACAUGUCACAGUGGGAUCUUGUUUGCUUCUCCAGUGUACUUGAGCAUUUUUUUUGAUAGUCUUGAACAAUUGUCCCAUUCACAAAGUAUUUAACUGUGUGUAUAUAAUUAGAUAUUUCUCAGUUUAUACGUAUAUAUUUACUACUACAGAGUUUGCCAUUGCCCCCUGUUGACUUUCUUGACCCAAACCACAUUAAUCAGCUACAACUAAUAACACACACUGAGACACAAGAGAUUGAUUUGAAACCACCCGCCCCCCCUCCCUGAGAGGUAGUGGAAUUUGCAUUCUGAGUCAAGUCUCCUUGUGGGUUUCAUAUCACGGAACAAAGCAAACACAUGGUGUGAGUGAGCUUGCUGUUGUUGGGCUGACGUGUAUUUCACCCUGUCGUUAAGUGGUUGCCUGCUGUCAGUGUCCUGUUUUUUGAUUGGUAGGUGUUUUUUUUCCCGAUUGCAUGCACUCACACGAGUGUGGUGGGAUAUUUAACAUCUGUUUUCCGUUCAUCCAUGUGCUGUGCUCGUUGUUUGGAAAGCAUUCCUUAAGUUUGGGAAAAGAGACAUCCACAAACCUACUGGACCACAGGAUGACUACCAUGAGAGUUGGAUCAUUUUUCGCAUUUUGCUCCAACUUGAAAUGUGAUUUCGGCCUUGCGAUAUACACACAGUGUACAGCAUGGCCCAGGAUUGCUCAGGCAAUUGCUCACAUUUGAUUGGCUCUCUCAGAGCAGGAAGCUGGAAGUGCUUCUAAUAGAUGAGAUUUUCUCAGGAGCUGCUCCCCCCAGCCUGGAGGAAUGCGACCCGAUAGUGAUGCAGGGGAAGCCUCGCCUGAUAAAGCCCAACUUUGCUGUACGUCAUGUGACUCCACAGGGGGUCGAACAUGCAUCCAGCAGGCCAACAUGCACACAUGUGAGGACCCAACACUACAUGCACGAGCUCGAUGGUUAGUAGGUAAGACGUGUCCUGACCAGGUCGAUCUGCAGCACACACUGACCGCGUCUGACUGGGGGCCAUAUUUCAGGUCGUGUCAGACUGCAGCCCUAGCAAAAUGGGGGUGCUUUACCCUUCUAUUCAGCCACACUCUGACGUUCUUUGAUUGUACCCAUGACUGAGUAGAUCGGUUGAUUUAAAUUGUGUCUAAGCACACAUGUUGGUUUGAGGAGCUUGCCUUCAUUUUUCAGUUGUGCUAACGGUAAAGCCUUUUAGACAGCGGCUAUGCGUCCGGGCAGGACUGUCUUAAUGAAAUGCACUUCCUUUAUUUAAUUCACUGUGCAACUCAAACAAAACCCCUAUGAAUUAAUAUGGAGCUUUGAUUCACAUAAAUGAUGAUUUAAAGUCAGUUUAUCUUUUCAAGGGAAAUGGAGUGAUUAUGCGUUAAAGCAACAAAUGCUCCUUUGAGCCGUAGAAAUAUGUUUUUAGUGACAGAAGCCGGUGUAACGCGGGUGGGAAAACGGUGGCCUGGGUGAACGCGCCCCAUAUAACACACCCCACAUCAUGUGAUUCAUUCAGCCAUGGGUGCAUUCGAAACCCAAUGGAUGGUUUUACAGGCUUUAGGCUGGAAGGAGGCCAGCCUCAGCCUGAGGGAUGCUGGUGGAACUGGUCACAUGCAGCUGAGCGUACUGCACCACACGGCCUACGAGUCCAUCCCUCCGUGUGCCCGGGUGGUGAGGUGGCACUUCUGUUAAUCUGCCGUUCAGCCCGCUCCGCACACCACAGAAGCAAAUGGGAGCGAUCCGAUGGACCACAAUGGGGUCAGAGCCCUUUCCAGAGGGAUGCGAACUAGACUUCAAACGACACGCAGACACUAAAGCCCCAGUCCUGUGGGACAGAGUAGGAGCUAAUAACCCAUCAUACUUUAAAGGCAAGAGGGAGGUCCGAGGCCCCUUCACAGACACCGGGGACAGACCGAAGCGAUCUUGCAACCUGUGGGCCUCCCGGCCUCCCUUUCCUCGUCCGUGAUCUCUGCGGCGACCUCGCGAGUCUGCGACGGGCUCCCCCCUCCCCGUGCACUUUGAAGCUGUAACAAAGGGCCGUCCGAGGCAGCUUCCGUCCAUUCUGCGAGCGGCCAGACGCGCAUGGAGCACCGCAGAUGUGCGAGGGGCUCAGGAGGUCUCCUCAUAAAUCACAUCAUAAUGGAUCCUUUAGGAAGUCCAUAAAACGAAGAGACUCAAGAGGGGGGUGGUAAUAAUGCGGGGCAGGAGCGUCCAGCUGUAGCUUGGAGGUCAAGAGCUUUCAUCCAUGACACUCACUGGACACGCUAUUGCCAGGUAUUGUGUAUGCUGUGCAUAUAUGUCAUAAUACAGGAGCUGUGGUGGACCAGGUCAUGUCUGAGUAUUAUUAAACCUGUAUGCUUCAGUCAAUAA